Cheilinus undulatus (humphead wrasse) is the source of this 1684-nucleotide messenger RNA. RefSeq names its product cardiolipin synthase 1 (gene crls1). Gene Ontology annotation, cellular component: membrane; mitochondrion. Gene Ontology annotation, biological process: cardiolipin biosynthetic process. The record is from RefSeq and is a predicted model, not a curated record. Bases 145 to 1212 code for a protein of 355 amino acids. Lineage: Eukaryota; Metazoa; Chordata; Actinopteri; Labriformes; Labridae. The transcript has 7 exons. Gene Ontology annotation, molecular function: cardiolipin synthase activity.
AUGCGGUUUCACUUUACGGCAACAUGGCAGCCUGCUGGUUUGGGCUGAGUUAUAGGCGGCUCUGACCGUCGGAAUCUGAAACUUCAUGAUGAAAAUGUGGUCGGACAGCUCGAGACCAGCAGGUCGGUAACGAAGCUUUGGAAGAUGAUGUUGAUGUCUUUUCGGAUGAUUUCCGCGCCGUUGUGCCGCUACGCAGCUAAUGCUCGCGGUGUGACGUCCGCGCGGUGUGCGGGUGUGUGUUGGCUCGAGCCUGCGUCAUGGCGGCACAGACAUACACCUGUCAAAGCGUAUUCAAAGGUGAAACGGUUUCCGGUUAGCGGCUCGUGGCUACUUGGGCUCAAAGUGACGGACAGUAGGUUCUCGUGCUGGAGUGGAAUCCUACAGCAGGUUAAAGCGACACCCUGGCACGCGCAAGGAACUGUAGUCUCCAUACACAGAGGAGGUCAUGAGAGGUCGGUGGCCAGUUUCCGGUCCUUGCUGUCACCUAAAGCCCGUGGUCUGUGUAGCGGAGAGAGCAAUGAGACACCGAGAGGUAAACCUGCGGGGGACCGGAAUGAAGCCAGUCCGGUACCGGGACACGGACUGUUCAAGUUCAAAGAGCUGUAUGAAAACCCAUGGACAAUUCCCAACUUUCUUUGUGUGUGUCGGAUUGUGCUGGCUCCAUUCCUGGGUCACCUGAUCAUUGAGCAGCACUUUCACCUGAGCCUUGCUCUCUUUGUACUGGCUGGAGCCACAGACCUGUUGGAUGGCUUCAUCGCCAGAACAUGGCCCACUCAAAAGUCUGCGUUGGGCAGCGCUCUUGACCCUUUGGCUGACAAGAUUCUCAUCAGUAUUUUAUAUCUGAGCCUCACCUAUGCUGAACUUAUACCAGCUCUGCUGACGGCUCUUGUAAUAUCCAGAGAUAUUGGUUUGAUAGCUGCUGUCUUCUGGGUCAGAUACAAGACUGUACCUCCACCGGUAACCCUUAGUAAGUUUUUUAACCCCUGCUACACAACAGCACAGCUCAAGCCCACACUCUUCAGCAAGGUGAACACAGCCAUCCAGCUCUGUCUGGUGGCAGCCUCUCUGGCUGCUCCAGUCUUCCAGUAUACAGACAGUGUUCUGCUGCAGUGCUUAUGGUACAUUACAGCGGUGACUACAGCAGCUUCAGGCUACAGUUACUGGCACUAUGGCCGCAAGACUGUCCGAGUGCUUAACACCAGAUCACCAUGAAAACCACAGAAGGAAAUACCCAGAGAGCAGAACAAGAGAAGCAAACAGCUGCUGCAAAGACACUGAUCAGCCACGGUGACAAAGGGAGACCGAAAGAUGAAUGAAUAAACUAUGUAGAGGUGGCAACCCUUUCAUGAAUCGUCAUAGCAGCGACGCAUGGUAACCAACCAUGGCCACAGAUGGUUUACUGCAACACUACAGAAACGGCGAACAGCAGCUCUGCCCUGACCUGACAGUGGACUGGCUACAUGUUCACACAAAUAGACACAGCAAAUACAAAUAUAGACCAACCAUCCACCCACACAUACACUCAAACAUGUGUCAACCUGUCAAGUAUCUGUUCAGUGAUCCGACAAGAGCUUCUAUUUUUGUCUCAGAUUUUCCAAUCAGGAGGUUACAAUGUCAAUGAAUCAUUGUCACAUGAUCUUCAGUUUUGUAAACCAAUGAUUUAUGAUUAAAAUGAAAAAUCUGC